CGGUGUUCGGGGCCCCUCAGGCGCUUUCAGACCUUCUGCAGGGAGCGGGCACCCGCCACCGGCCGGUAAAACGCCUUGUUAGAUGGUCGGUAAACAGCAGCCGGAGAACGCCGGAGGAGAGCUCAAGGAUGGGCAGCGCCACUACGAGGGAGCCGUCGUCAUACUGGAUGCCGGAGCGCAGUACGGGAAAGUCAUAGAUCGUCGGGUGCGCGAGCUGUUCGUCCAGUCCGAGAUCUUCCCUUUGGAAACGCCAGCCUUUGCAAUCAGAGAACAAGGGUUUCGAGCUAUCAUUAUAUCUGGAGGACCAAACUCUGUGUAUGCAGAAGAUGCACCAUGGUUCGACCCAGCAAUUUUUACAAUAGGAAAACCAGUUCUUGGAAUCUGCUAUGGCAUGCAGAUGAUGAAUAAGGUAUUUGGAGGUACGGUGCACAAGAAGAGUGUUAGAGAAGAUGGAGUGUUCAGCAUUACUCUGGAUAAUACGUGUUCACUGUUCAGGGGCCUUCAGAAGGAAGAGCUUGUGCUCCUCACUCACGGAGAUAGUGUGGAUAAAGUAGCUGAUGGAUUCAAAGUGGUUGCACAGUCUGGGAACAUUAUAGCAGGCAUAGCAAAUGAAUCUAAAAAACUGUAUGGAGCGCAGUUCCACCCUGAAGUUAGCCUCACAGUGAAUGGAAAAAUGAUCCUGAAAAAUUUUCUUUAUGAUAUUGCGGGAUGCAGUGGUACCUUUACAGUGGAAAACAGAGAACUUCAGUGCAUUCAAAAUAUCAAAGAGAAAGUGGGCUCAUCGAAAGUCUUGGUUUUACUCAGUGGUGGUGUGGACUCAACAGUGUGUACUGCUCUCCUGAACCGAGCUUUAAACCGAGAUCAGGUCAUAGCUGUACACAUAGAUAAUGGAUUUAUGCGCAAAAGAGAGAGUCAGUCUGUGGAGGAGGCACUCAAAAAGCUUGGGAUUCAAGUUAAAGUGGUGAAUGCAGCUCAUUCAUUCUAUAAUGGUACAACAACUCUGCCCAUCUCGGAUGAGGACAGAACUCCACGUAAAAGAAUUAGCAAGACCUUAAAUAUGACUACAAGUCCUGAAGAAAAAAGAAAAAUUAUUGGUGAUACCUUUGUUAAGAUUGCCAAUGAAGUUAUCGGAGAAAUGAAUCUGAAACCUGAAGAGGUUUUUCUUGCUCAGGGUACCCUCAGACCUGAUCUCAUUGAAAGCGCUUCCCUUGUUGCAAGUGGUAAAGCUGAAGUCAUCAAAACUCAUCAUAAUGACACAGAGCUGAUUCGAAAGUUAAGAGAAGAGGGUAAAGUAAUAGAACCACUGAAAGACUUUCACAAAGAUGAAGUACGAGUGCUAGGGAGAGAACUUGGUCUUCCUGAAGAGCUGGUUUCGAGGCAUCCCUUCCCAGGUCCUGGUCUGGCAAUCAGAGUGAUAUGUGCUGAAGAACCUUAUGUGUGCAAAGACUUUCCUGAAACAAACAACAUUUUGAAAAUAGUUGCAGAUUUUUCUGCAAGUGUUAAGAAGCCACAUACUUUGCUGCAAAGGGUCAAAGCAUGUACAACUGAAGAAGACCAGGAGAAGCUGAUGCAGAUUACAAGCCUACAUUCACUGAAUGCCUUCUUGUUACCAAUCAAAACUGUGGGAGUGCAGGGUGACUGUCGUUCAUAUAGCUAUGUUUGCGGCAUCUCUAGUAAAGAUGCUCCACACUGGGAGUCUCUUAUGUUUCUUGCCAGGCUCAUACCACGCAUGUGCCACAACAUAAACAGAGUUGUGUACGUGUUCGGUCCACCGGUCAAAGAACCUCCUACAGAUGUCACCCCCACUUUCCUGACAACAGGAGUCCUCAGCACUUUACGUCAAGCUGAUUUUGAGGCUCACAAUAUCCUCAGGGAGUCUGGUUAUGCUGGAAAAAUUAGCCAGAUGCCAAUAAUACUGACACCGUUGCAUUUUGAUCGGGACCCCCUACAGAAACAACCUUCCUGUCAAAGAUCUGUGGUUAUUCGAACUUUUAUUACAAGUGAUUUUAUGACUGGUAUUGCAGCAACUCCUGGUAAUGAGGUUCCAGAAGAGGUUGUGUUAAAAAUGGUGGCAGAGAUUAAGAAGAUUCCUGGCAUUUCUCGGGUGAUGUAUGACUUGACAUCAAAGCCACCAGGAACUACGGAGUGGGAGUAAUUAACUUUUUUCUAUUAAAGUACUGUGUGCAGUCUAAAUCAUAUCAGAAACCAUUCCCAGUGUUGACAUGCAGUACUGUGAAAGAGUGACUGGAGCUGCUACAUCGCAUCAGAUUCCUCUCCUGGAGCAUAGACCUGCAGUUAAGAGCUGUGCUGGGGAUAAUAACUACGUGGGGCUGAGGAUUUGUACGGGUAAAUAAUCAUGGCAGCAUUGCCGGUGCGCAGACAGAUUCCUAUUGCUUUUGCCUUUGUCUUACCAAUUCUUCCCGUUUUCAUGUGUUUUAUUGUUAACUGUCAUUUCAAUGUCUCUUUGUUUUUGUACACUGUGUAAAAAGAGACAGUUUAUUUACUUCUACCAAAAGCAUUGUUACAGCCUAAAAAUGUAAAAUGAAUUCUUUGUGACCAACUGCUUUUGAACGGAUUUAUUAUAAAUAAAUAUUUUGCCAAAUGGAGUAGUGGGUACUGUUGAGUUGUGGAAUUACUGUGUAUCGGUUGUGUACUGUUUAGCCUGUUCUAUAUUGUUUGACAUAUUAGCCCAUGGCAAUAACGUUGAGCUCCGAAAGAGCAAUGCUAAAAUAUGAAAUUACCUCUGUCUGUCUUUCUGUACUCGCUCCCUCUUGCAUUGCUCGGUAGGUGUGCGUGUUGGUAACAGAUGUGUAUACACCGGCUAAUCUUUAGUAUACACUUACUGCAUGUAUGCAUAUGUCAAAUUCCAGACAGUGAAGUGUCUUUGUGUGCUUCUGAGGACUCUGAUAGAAGCGUAAAAAUGGGAGUGCAGUUUGGAAAGCUGUUGCACCAGAGCUACUGGACCUGCGAAUCCUGUUUCUGUCCUCCGACGCUUGUGCAACAGUCCCUUCGCAGCCUGCUGCUGAUGUGCUUUCCUUAUACUUGAUGACAGUUUACUUUCUACGCAUUUGCUUUUACGGGAAUUUUUUUUUUGUAUGUAUUGUAUUUAGCUUGAUCUUUAAGAUCAUUAUAGUGGUUAGUGUGGAGUCAUGGUAUCAGAGGUGACUUACCCCAUCUGUAUAGAUCCCUUCUGUCAUUCAUAUUCUGCUGUUCAUGUAGUUAAGUAAGCAAUAAUUUGAGAGAUGGUUACUUUGGACACCUGUGCUUUUCUGAUGUAUUGAGGCAAAGCUGUUUCCAUCCACCUGAGAAUUUUGAGCAUGUCCUGCGAUUGUUGUCUGUGAAAAUAACAGUUGAAUUCUGACCUGACCAGCUUGCUGGGUGCCUGCUGGGUAUCUCCGCCGGUGGAACCGUAACCGUGUAUCCAAGCUCAUCCCUCUUAUCCCUUUGUUUUAAUUUAAGCAGCUGCAUUUCAUUCAGCUGCAAGAUUACCGUAGUAUUACGGAGUAAAAUACUUGUUUUAAACUGUUCAAUAACAUGGAGUAUUUCAUGGCUGUAGCUACUUAUAUUUCCACUUGCAUAGAUUUGUGAACUGGAAUAAUGGUUGAAAGUGUUUGUUCUAUAUUCUUUUGAUUGGACACUUUUUCCUGUUGUUCUUACACUUACUGCUUACCCAUUAUGGAAAUUUAGUUUAAUUUCUGCUUACAGGAAAUGGCUAACUUGUGUAAAUUUAUUCUUUUGCCUGUGUCAUUGAGUGGUGGUUUUUCACUUGGGGGAGGAGAUGGUGUGUUACAGCCCUCUGCUCUUUGAAACCCUUGGGGGACACAGGCAUGCAGGAGAGCAGCAGACCAGUGGCUGGUAUUAUUUGGAGUCAGGAACACUGCCUCCCCCUCGCAGCCCUGCUCAUGGCAGGGUUUUGUAGCUUGGGCAAAUUCAUCUUAAUCGAUAUCUCAGUUGCUUCCUUUAUAAAAUGGGGGUAGUAAUUCUCACCCGCAUCUGUCAUAACCUCUUUGAGCCCUUUGGAUGAGCUUUUUGUGAUGUAAGUGAAGUAUUACCAAUACAAAUGUUCUUUUAUUACUGGAUUGCGAUCUGUAAGAGCUAUUGGUCAAAAAUACUGUAAAUCGGUGUUUGCUGUGGCAGAAUCUGUUACAGCAUGGGUUCUGCUGACAACAAAUGUUCUUUGUAGCUUAUCUCAAAAGAAACCUCCCUAAUGAAAUUUUGGCCUUAGAGUACAUUUUAACUUUUUGUCAGAAAAAGUUGAGGAUAGUUGUUUUCAUUACUGUGUUGGUGUCUCAGAUGUAAAGGGUGCAAUGACAAGAAAUGAACCUUUUUGGUGUGAUGCAGAAAUCCUUCAGCCUUGUCAUGCUAUAGCAGCUGUUGCUUAUUGUAGUAGGCUUGCUCUUGCUGCUGCUGCCACCGGUUUGUGUUGCCUUGACAGCAAAUAGGCAAAAGAGGAGGAGUUACUAAAAAGUAAUGCAAAGAUUAUAGAGCACCUCUUAAACCCAAACCUUUCUCAGUUUUGACCGAGACACUUAGAUGGUCUCCGUGUAAAUAAAUCUGCAGUAUAUAGUCCCAUAGUUAUGAUGUAACUCACAAGAAAACUUGUGUGGCAAUGAUGGUGCACCUUGGGUUGGGGGUUACAGUAACUGUUGUACUUCUGGACCACAAACUUGCAGCAUACCUGGACAAAAAUCUUUUAUUCACUGCAUGCUGCGCACUUGGAAGUCCUUCUUGGAGUUGCGUCUUAACUAUAGGCAUGAUGUGUACCUGUAUACUAUGUGUAUACUGAAGUUUGACAUACACUUUUACCAUCUUUUAAUCACCUGGGUUGCUUUCAUGUCUGUAAUGAAAUGGAGCUUGACAGCAAUUCCUGUGCUCUUUAGGCACAUACUUUGGUUUUUUGGUUUGUUUUUUUUUUUAAGCCAGAAAGUUGAAUAUUGAAAAUUUUAGGCAUAAACUAUUGCACUAUAAUCAAAAUGUCUUAUUGAAAUUGAAUUUGUGAUCUUUAGUGCUCUUCCCCCUGUUUGACACCUGUGCCAUGCAUUGUAGAUGUGGUGGGUUGUUCUUAGGAAGGUUGGUGUUAUCAUCCCAGCGGUUCUUGAGUGUUUUUAUGGAAUCCAUGUGUAUCGGACAGCCAGAAGUGGAGAGAAACAUAAUACUCUGUUCACAUUUCUUAAAAAAUUAUAUUUAGUACCUAGUUUACAAACUAAUAACUGUAGCUGCCCUGUACAAUUGUUCACCUCGGGUCUUCAGUAAAACAUGUCAGCAGUUAGAGGAAUUUGUAUUGGGGGCAUUCCCCAUCAUUCUCAAUUUUUAACAUUUUUCUGCUUGUGAAAUGAUAAAGUACUGUGAGCCUUAAUUUUUAUCCACAAAUAAAAAUAUUAUGUUUGAA
Harpia harpyja (harpy eagle) is the source of this 5389-nucleotide messenger RNA. RefSeq names its product guanine monophosphate synthase (gene GMPS). Bases 83 to 2155 code for a protein of 690 amino acids. Gene Ontology annotation, biological process: GMP biosynthetic process. The transcript has 16 exons. The record is from RefSeq and is a predicted model, not a curated record. Gene Ontology annotation, molecular function: GMP synthase (glutamine-hydrolyzing) activity; GMP synthase activity; ATP binding. Gene Ontology annotation, cellular component: cytosol. NCBI's taxonomy places the organism in Eukaryota, Metazoa, Chordata, Aves, Accipitriformes, Accipitridae.